Molecule: messenger RNA, 2542 nt
Organism: Adelges cooleyi (spruce gall adelgid)
Lineage: Eukaryota; Metazoa; Arthropoda; Insecta; Hemiptera; Adelgidae
Product: nose resistant to fluoxetine protein 6-like
Exons: 14
Coding region: 78-2366 (762 amino acids)
Molecular function (GO): acyltransferase activity, transferring groups other than amino-acyl groups
Source: RefSeq, a predicted model, not a curated record
ACCGCUGUGUGUACUAUUUUUGCAUUAUUUCUGUUUACUCGUUUGUGUUCAGACCUAACUUUGAUAUAUCUUGUUCGAUGCUAGUGUACUUAACCAUACUUGUGGCACUGUCUGUGUCUACCCGUUCAAGAGCUCAGGAUAUUGAUGUCUCCGGGCAAAAGUCUACUACCGAUAAGAACGACGACUAUGCUUUCCCCUCGUCACGGAUUUCGGAUUUGUAUUACAAGGCAUUUGCCAACUUCACCGUGCAAUCCACCAACAGCUCAGCUUGUCGCGUCCAGACAGAUCUAUAUGUCAGACACCUAAGAAACAACACUUAUUGGGCCGUCCGAAUGGCCGAGUCUUGGAAUCGAUACCCAAGUGGUCUGCUGGCCGGAGAAAUUUAUCAAUUGGGCAUUUACGACGAAUGCAUUGAUGUCGCUACACCGGUUCAAGGCCAAUAUUGCUUAGCUGAUAUAAGAUUAUACACAGCAACAAAAAAAGAUUACACACUGACAAGACCAGAUUAUCCGGAAAAUAUGGAUAACGCUUGGCAUCAAAUACUAGGGUGGGUUGAUUAUUCGGAUCAAGUGCAACGAAAUCUUUUGAAAAUUGGCAUCUGCAUACCUGCUUCUUGUUCAGCUCUUGAUCUGCAAAAUUCUUUACAAACGGAAUUGAACAAAGUAUUUAAUCCAGAGCAAGUGAAUCCUAUCGUUCGAGUCGAUCCAAUCAUGUGUACCACCAGCAAUGAUUCAUAUCCUUACACUAGAGGAUAUUAUAUAACUUGGGCUGUGAUUGCUAUCCUCUUAUUUAUUUGCUGCGUUGCAACGUUCUAUCAUUUGGUGAUCUUGUUUAAAACACAAAGCAGUAAAGAAUCUCAAAAAGUUAAUGAACCCCUAGUUCCAAUAAUCUUAUCACAGACAGAACGUGUUGGUAAUCAUAGUAAAGUUAUACCAGAUGGAGAGUAUAAAAUUUACGAGUCGUUCUCCAUUAUUAAAAACGCCAAAGACAUAUUGAAGUACGACAAAAAUAACGAAUUGAACAUUUUUAAUGGAUUUAAAGUGGUGGUGAUGAUAUUCGUACUAUUUGGACACCGGUUUAUGUAUUUUGUAGGAAACCCUGUCAGCUAUCCCGAGCCAAUGGAACGACUUUAUGUCGACGGUCCCUCUAUUGUGUUGACUAGCAUGAACUUAGUCGAUCCAUUUUUCUAUAUGACCGGGUUUUUAACGUACGUACUACUUAAGUCAACAUUUCAAAAACCAGGACCGUGGUGGCUGAAGUUAACUUUGCCGUUAGCGUACCGAUUUGCCAAACUGGUACCUUCGUAUGGUUUGAUGAUGGCAUUUACUGGUCACGUGUUACCUCAUCUGGGCAACGGUCCCUUUUGGCCUUCAAAAACGUGGGAUGAAGUACACAAUUGUCAAAAUUACUGGUGGACAAACUUGGUGUUCAUUAACAAUUACAUUGACGUCAAAAAUCAAUGUCUCAUCAUAAGCUGGUACGUUUCGUGCGACUUCCAGUUCUUUGUCGUUGGCGUUAUAGUCAUAUUGAUCUAUAUGAAGAGACCCAAAUUAGGCGUUGUAUUGCUCACGGUUCUUUUGAUUUUAUCAUUAUUCGUACCAUUUUACAUGACCAUAGUCAAUGAAUUCGACGGCCUGUAUAAAGUACUCAUACCAUUUCUCGAGAAUCCCAGAAGUUAUAGGACAUUUGACGAAGCCUACAGGGCCAGCUACUUGAGAGCCGUACCCUAUUUAGUCGGUUUGACCGUUUCUUUUCUCGUGGAGAAGUUGAGGGCAAAAAAAAUCAAAUUACCUGUGGCCGUAGUUUAUAUUGGAACAUUUGUUGUCACGGCGUUCAGCUUGUGGGUACAAUUCUCCGGAGCUAUUUUCUACCAACGGCAUAGGCCGUACAAUGCUGUGGAACACGCUUUGUACGCGUCAUUCAACCAUUGUUCUUGGACUCUGAUCGCAGUCUGGGUAUCCAUUUGCUAUUAUACCACCGGUUACGGUCCUCUGACGAAGGUGUUGAGCAACCGUUUCAUGGUGAUAUUGGGCAAACUUUCAUACCAUGUAUUCAUGGUCAACCUCGCGGUCAUGAUGAUAUCGUCUGCCUCGCAGAGAUUACCCGUCCACGGGUCGGCUAAAUCAUUAUUUGAUGCUUGGAUAUAUGAUACUUUUAAAACGUAUCUAAUGGCUGCUGCGUUGUAUUUGAUCGUGGAUGCGCCUUUUUCAGAUCUAAUUAGACUUGCGUUUGGCAGAAGGAACAAUAACCAUUCAAAUAACAAAAACCAACAAAACGAACCAAACAUGGUGUCUGCAAAUAACGAACCAGACGAGUCUAUAGAGGUACAAGGCGAAAAGCUACAAGGCAUGACAGUUUUGUGUUAAAGUUUACUAUGCUGUUUGUACCGACACUAAGUGAAAUAUAUUAUUUUUUUGUCUUUAGCUAAGUAUAAAAAAAGUAUGAUUGUUAAUAGCAUAGAGCACCGUCUACUCUACUGGUACUUUUAUUUAUUUAAAAAAUAAUAGAAAUUAAGUAUAAUGUACAUUUGUUAUCAAUAAUA